Panonychus citri (citrus red mite) is the source of this 994-nucleotide messenger RNA. RefSeq names its product WD repeat-containing protein 18-like. Bases 340 to 927 code for a protein of 195 amino acids. Gene Ontology annotation, biological process: DNA-templated DNA replication; rRNA processing. The record is from RefSeq and is a predicted model, not a curated record. Gene Ontology annotation, cellular component: nuclear pre-replicative complex. The transcript is spliced from 6 exons. Gene Ontology annotation, molecular function: protein binding. Lineage: Eukaryota; Metazoa; Arthropoda; Arachnida; Trombidiformes; Tetranychidae.
GUGAAAAUGAAUCAACCACCAGAGAUCAGAUUGUAAUGAACAUGUUGUUUUGUUUUCAUUUGGUUUUCUGUUCAUUUUGUUGAUUAAUUGUUACUAUUUAAUCAUGUCCGCUAAACAGGUUAUUUUGACUUCCACUUUAAACUCAACUUAUUGGUCGGUCAAUGUUCAGGAUCUGCUCACCGGUACACAAAUCACUUCAUUCAAGGACACUGUGGUUAUACUGGUAUUAGGGGUAAAAGUUGUUCCGUUUCAAUUGAUUCAACAUGUAAAAUUUAUGAUAAUUAUUCUGGUAAUUUACUGAUUUCAAUAUCGUUUGAUGAACCUCUUUGGUCCGUUACAAUGGAUCCUGGUCAGAGUUUUCUAUUCGUUGGCGGAGAGAAAGGAAACAUUUAUGAGACUAAAUUGUACGAUGAGAAGCAAAUUAUCAAUGAUUUGAAUCGACCUCAACCAACUGUUCUAACUGCCCAUAGUUCAAAAGUCACUCAUCUCGCGAUCUCGAUUGAUGGAUUAGCUUUAAUCUCUGGUGGUUAUGAUGGAAAAGUGAUUGUUUGGCAUACAAUCAGUAAACAGCGAAUGAAAACAUUUGAAAAUCGAGGAGCAAUUACAAAUCUAAUUGUCAUGCCAACACCAAGAGGAAUUUUGGAAGAGGAAACACCUUUGAUUCCUGUUAAAUCAUUCAAAUUAACAAAUGAUCCUGAUUUAGAUGCAUUUGAUAGAGAUCUAAUCCACACAAUCAACGAUCAAUGUAUACCAGAUGAAGAUGAAAUUGAAAACAAUCAACAAAAUGUUAUCAAUAUUAAUCAACUUGAAGCAAAUGAUGAAGAGCCAGAAUCCAAUCCAGAUGAUAUCGAGAAGAUUAAAACGAUUAACCAACAAAUUUAUGAAUAUUCAGUGAAUACAAUUUUCAAACAAUUGAUUAAUAAGUAAACAUUUAUUUUCAUUUUUGCUAAUAAACUUUUCGUUUUAUUUUUUAUUCACGAAAAAUUUAAAUCAA